Molecule: messenger RNA, 124 nt
Organism: Funneliformis caledonium
Lineage: Eukaryota; Fungi; Glomeromycota; Glomeromycetes; Glomerales; Glomeraceae
Source: the annotation of a GenBank genome assembly
UACAGAAAUGGAGGAGGAAUCCCUCUUGCUCAACUAUGUUAAAAAACAAUUAGAUCAGCUACCAAUUAUUUGUAAUACUGUUCAACAAAAUUUGCAAAAAGAACAACAAAAACAGAAAGAUUGA